CGCGAGACGAACCUCCUCCGCCUACACGAAUCGUUCCCACGCCACAACAGCCUGCAACUCGUGUCUGCUGCUAAUUACCUCAGCUAGGGGUCCUGGGGAGAUCUGGCAGGUGAAGAGAUGGCUACAUUACGCUUUGGGCAGCACAUUAUUAAAGCAUCGGCUGUGUUUCUGCAAACAGACCUGUCCUUCGCUCUGGUCAAUCGGAAGCCCGUGGUCCCUGGCCAUGUUUUAGUGUGUCCUAUAAGACCGGUUGAGCGCUUCCGUGACCUGCGGCCUGACGAACUGGCGGAUUUGUUCAGCACCACGCAGAAAGUGGCCAACGCUGUGGAGAAUUACUUCAGUGCCUCCUCUUUGACCAUCGCCAUCCAGGACGGACCCGAGGCUGGACAGACGGUGAAGCAUGUGCACGUCCACGUGCUGCCGAGGAAGCCUGGAGACUUUGACAGGAACGACAGCAUCUACGAUGAGCUCCAGAAGCACGACCGUGAAAGCAAAGAUGACGCAGCCAAAUGGAGAUCAGAGGAGGAGAUGGCUAAAGAAGCGACGGAGCUGAGAGGUCUCUUCUGUUAGUUUCUUUUGGUUUAAAAAGAAAAAAAAAAACAUCUGCAUAAUAUUAACACUGUCCAAUUAGUAUUUUUUAUGAAAGCAAUUACAUUAAUGCAUUGAUUCUCUGGAACGUGUGUGUUCAUGAUGCAAAGAAAAAAAUGCUAUUUUUUUUUCUCAUUUUGGAGUGGUUUGUCUUUAAUUAAUGAUAGAGCUUUGGCUGAAUAAAAAGUGUCUUAUUUUGUUGUG
Messenger RNA from Clarias gariepinus (North African catfish), 792 nucleotides. It is a transcript of the gene fhit, whose product is annotated as fragile histidine triad diadenosine triphosphatase. The transcript is spliced from 7 exons. Gene Ontology annotation, molecular function: bis(5'-adenosyl)-triphosphatase activity; ubiquitin protein ligase binding. Gene Ontology annotation, cellular component: cytoplasm; plasma membrane; nucleus. Gene Ontology annotation, biological process: diadenosine triphosphate catabolic process; intrinsic apoptotic signaling pathway by p53 class mediator; negative regulation of proteasomal ubiquitin-dependent protein catabolic process. The record is from RefSeq and is a predicted model, not a curated record. Lineage: Eukaryota; Metazoa; Chordata; Actinopteri; Siluriformes; Clariidae. Bases 118 to 570 code for a protein of 150 amino acids.